AUGUCAUGUCAACCGGGUUCAACCAGUCGGACGUCACCGCGAGGAGCGAGCGUUAGCCUCCGCUGCUUAUCCCUCGCAUUUGUCUUCUCGUUCUUGUCUUCGUCGUGCGCUGUUCUUGCGGCGCCGUCAGCUGAGAAUGAAGAACGCAGGAGUACAAUCGAAAGACGGGAUAACGGAAGGUCAAGUGCUGAGAUAUUCGGCCCAAUCAUUGGCGUUGUAGGCUUCCUCUUCAUCUGUGUGCUCUUGCUCUACCUUCGUCGAAGCGGUGUCUUUAAAUCCUUACCCCCGCUCCGCAACUUGCUCGGUCCUAUCCAUCCCACCGGUGCAUCCACGACCGCCCUCAACUCCGGUAACAGUCGGAAUGGAGGCGGAGUGACAGAGUUGACGGCGGAGGGGUUGGCCGGACCUCAGGCAAUGGCGCAGCAUAGACAGGUGCAAGGGAAUAGGACUGCGAGGAGGACGAGAAGGACGCCAAGCCAAAUCUCGACUAGGAGCUUGCCUGUGUACAUGAAGGAGCCUGGGGAGCAUGAGCUCGUUAUUAUUCAAGGCUCACAGGACAUGGAAGAUGCGCCCGUCGAGGCGACCACCGUAGUAAUGCCCUCCGUCGGAGAAGAAGAAGCCGAAAGCGAAAGCACGGAGCAUCAGCGUCACUCCCGAAAUAACUCUCAUACUUCCGUCUACGUCGCCGUCCCACAAUCUAACGCCAACACGCCUCUCCUUGCUACUGGAGAAGGCAACGACAAUAAUAAUAACGCUCAUGCCAGAACUGGAUCUGGCGGCGCGACGGACGCAGAAGAACGGCGCAUCAGUCUGAACCCGAAUACUCAGGGUUCUGACAGCCGAUCUGCACUACUCCGCCAGGGAAGCGACCUUUCGCCCGCGAUUCCUUCUGCCGCUAUGAAUACGAAUACGAAUACUACGUCGGAGAAUGCGAACGAUGGAAUUGACCCGAGAGGAGAAGCCCCGGCGUACUUCGAGGUCAUCACUGAUGCCAACGGAACUACCGUCUCGCGGAGAACGAGCGAGCGUGCUCGUUCCCAGAGCAGUCCUGCUGCUCCCUCAAGCGCUCAGCCUGAUGAGGACCAGAUCACCGCACAGAAUACGAAUGCCAAUCGUAGGCGAUCAGGUUUCCGUGGUAUACUCAGUGCUUUGAAUCCAGCCCAUCACCGUACACAGUCCCAGGCCGCCCGCGAUCCAGAAGCUAAUGCUUCUCACAUGCGCCAACACUCUGGACCGUCCAUCGUUUCCCUGAAUAGUGACGACUCACUCCCUGGUGCGGGGAACUCUCUGGAUAUCCCCCGUUUGAGUAAUGUUAGCACUACGCAACGACCAGGGUCUAGUGGGGCCACACGUCCAGGCGGAAACACUCAUCGACCCUCGCUCUCUGGUGGCUCAGCCUUCAGCAACUUGUCCAACUCUGCUCUUCGCACCAUGUCACGCACCCGCACGCGCUCUAACUCUAACUUUCAGAACCUCAAUAAUCCUUCCACCAUCUCGAUCAACUCCAUCUCAUCUCCUCUCUCACACACCCUCGUACGCACAGACUUUGUCUACCCGAAGACUGGGCCUACGCCGGAACAACUCAGGUUAUUGAGCUCGAGGGAGUCAGUGGGCAAGUUUGGAGUGCCGUACGGGAGGGACGCGGUUAUGUACGCGGCGAGUAACUCCAGAGUGGAUCUGAGCAUACCACCGCCAGAGUUUGAGGAGAGGGAGGGUGGGGCAUCGAUUGAUGGGUUGCCUGCAUCGGGCGGGCCUUCAGGGUUGCAUGCUCGUGGCCUUAGUGGAGUCACGGAUGAAAGCGCGAGGGGGCAGUCGCCUGCUUCGUCGUUGGAAGCUGCUCCUACGACGGAGGCAAGUGAUGAAUCUAGGCAGGAGAGAGAGAGAAGAGCAAGCACGCAUUCGAGGAGGUCCAGUCAUCCCACCACCGAAGAGCAGGAAGCUCCUGCUGUCGAGGCUGCGGCUGCGGCCGAUGCUGGGGAGGAGACGAAGACGCUGAACGAGUCGCAGAAAUCGGCUGCUGAGACAGCUCGUCCAUCUUCGCCUGCCCCACCACUUCCUGCCAUCACCACAACCUCAUCCACGGUUCCUUCUUCCUCCGCGCCUUCGCCCAGCACCUCCACACCCACCGCGACAUCCGCUCCAUUCCAUCACAAACCGACCGCUCUGAACAUUAGUGCCACCCCCAACGCCGCCCCACCCACCGCUUUCCGUAUGCCUACCUCCUCCGCUGGCGUCACGCCCGGCUCGAGGUCCGAGUCUCGCGCGAGUGGGUAUAGUACUGCGACGUAUGCGACGGCCGAGGAAGGAAGUUUCCCACCGGAUACGCCGAGGACUGUGGGUGGCGGGUUCGAUUUUGGAGGGUUGGAGCACGGGAGGAUACCGAGUGAUGUGAACGAGGAGGGGGAUAUGACGGUGAAUGGCGUCGAAGGUGUGGCCAGUGGGAGGUCGACACCCACGAGGAGAGACGCGAGGGAUACGUUGAGGCCGGAGGAUUUUGCGGUGGGCGUGGUGGCGUAG
Messenger RNA from Stereum hirsutum FP-91666 SS1, 2517 nucleotides. RefSeq lists its product as uncharacterized. The transcript has 3 exons. The record is from RefSeq and is a predicted model, not a curated record. NCBI's taxonomy places the organism in Eukaryota, Fungi, Basidiomycota, Agaricomycetes, Russulales, Stereaceae. Bases 1 to 2517 code for a protein of 838 amino acids.